Molecule: messenger RNA, 2847 nt
Organism: Sinocyclocheilus grahami
Lineage: Eukaryota; Metazoa; Chordata; Actinopteri; Cypriniformes; Cyprinidae
Product: 116 kDa U5 small nuclear ribonucleoprotein component
Exons: 19
Coding region: 1-2214 (737 amino acids)
Biological process (GO): mRNA splicing, via spliceosome
Cellular component (GO): U2-type catalytic step 2 spliceosome; cytosol; U4/U6 x U5 tri-snRNP complex
Molecular function (GO): U5 snRNA binding; GTP binding; GTPase activity
Source: RefSeq, a predicted model, not a curated record
AUGCUAAACACUGAGCGACUGAUCAAGCAUGCAGUGCAGGAGAAGUUGGCCAUCACUAUCUGUAUUAAUAAAGUGGAUCGUCUGAUCGUGGAGCUCAAGCUGCCCCCUACAGAUGCCUACUACAAACUGCGCCACAUUGUGGAUGAGGUCAACGGCUUGCUGAGCACAUACUCCACCGAUGAGUCUCUGAUUGUGUCUCCCCUGUUGGGGAACGUGUGUUUUGCUUCCUCACAAUACAGCAUCUGCUUCACUCUUGGCUCCUUUGCCAAGAUCUAUUCAGACACCUACGGUGACAUCAACUACAUGGAGUUUGCUAAAAGACUGUGGGGAGACAUUUACUUUAACCCUAAAACGAGGAAAUUCACAAAGAAAGCCCCCAACAGCAACUCUCAGCGCAGCUUUGUUGAGUUCGUACUAGAGCCGCUGUACAAGAUUCUUUCACAGGUGGUGGGGGAUGUGGAUACGUCUCUGCCUCGUGUGUUGGAUGAGCUCGGCAUUCAUCUGACUAAAGAGGAAUUAAAGCUCAACAUCAGACCUCUGCUGCGCCUUGUCUGUAACCGCUUUUUUGGAGAGUUUACAGGCUUUGUGGACAUGUGUGUGCAACACAUACCAUCUCCUCAGGGGGGUGCCAGAGCCAAGAUAGAGCACAGCUACACAGGUGGACUGGACUCAGACCUCGGAGAGACAAUGUCUGAGUGUGACCCUGAUGGUCCACUGAUGUGCCACACCACUAAGAUGUACAGCACAGAUGACGGCGUGCAGUUCCACGCGUUUGGUCGAGUCCUGAGCGGAACCCUGCAGGCGGGCCAGCCGGUGAAGGUUCUGGGAGAGAACUACAGCCUGGAAGAUGAGGAGGACUCACAGAUCUGUAAUGUCGGACGCCUGUGGAUUUCUGUUGCUAGGUAUCAGAUUGAAGUGAAUCGUGUCCCUGCUGGUAACUGGGUGUUGAUCGAAGGGUGCGACCAGCCUAUUGUUAAAACGGCCACGAUCACAGAGCCCCGUGGAAAUGAAGAGGCUCAGAUCUUCAGGCCAUUGAAGUUUAACACCGCGUCAGUGAUAAAAAUCGCUGUGGAGCCGGUCAAUCCCUCAGAACUGCCCAAGAUGUUGGAUGGACUCAGAAAAGUCAACAAAAGUUAUCCGUCACUUACAACAAAGGUGGAGGAGUCAGGAGAACAUGUGAUUCUUGGUACAGGUGAGCUGUACCUGGACUGUGUAAUGCACGACCUGCGGAAGAUGUACUCUGAGAUCGAUAUCAAGGUGGCUGAUCCAGUAGUGACCUUCUGUGAGACUGUGGUAGAGACGUCCUCCUUGAAGUGUUUUGCUGAAACGCCCAAUAAAAAGAAUAAGAUUACCAUGAUUGCCGAGCCGUUGGAGAAGGGUCUAGCCGAAGACAUUGAGAACGAGGUGGUGCAGAUCACGUGGAACAGAAAAAAGUUGGGAGAGUUUUUCCAGACGAAGUAUGACUGGGAUUUGCUAGCAGCUCGUUCAAUUUGGGCUUUUGGACCUGACACAACCGGGCCCAACAUUUUAGUAGACGACACUUUGCCCUCUGAGGUAGAUAAAGCUCUUCUUGGCUCAGUGAAGGACAGCAUUGUACAGGGCUUCCAGUGGGGCACACGCGAGGGUCCUUUGUGCGAUGAACCAAUCCGCAACGUGAAGUUUAAGAUCCUGGACGCAGUGAUCGCACAGGAGCCGCUGCACAGAGGAGGAGGACAGGUCAUCCCUACAGCUCGCAGAGUUGUCUACUCUGCCUUCCUGAUGGCCACGCCCAGGCUGAUGGAGCCCUAUUACUUUGUGGAGGUUCAGGCCCCUGCUGACUGCGUUUCUGCUGUGUACACGGUGCUGGCACGCAGGAGAGGUCAUGUGACGCAGGAUGCGCCAAUCCCUGGCUCUCCUCUCUACGCCAUCAAGGCUUUCAUUCCCGCUAUUGACUCGUUUGGCUUUGAAACUGAUCUCCGCACACACACGCAGGGCCAGGCCUUCGCGCUCAGUGUGUUCCACCACUGGCAGAUUGUUCCCGGUGAUCCUUUGGAUAAGAGCAUUGUGAUUCGUCCUCUAGAGCCUCAGCCGGCCCCUCAUCUGGCCAGAGAGUUUAUGAUCAAAACCCGCAGGCGCAAAGGUUUGAGCGAGGACGUCAGUAUCAGCAAGUUCUUCGAUGACCCUAUGUUGCUGGAGCUGGCCAAACAAGAUGUGGUGCUCAAUUACCCGAUGUGAUGCGACAAAUGAACUUAACUCAUCCCAUCAUUCCCCUUCAGCUUCACCAGACUUGCCCCUACUACAAAUCAAUCCAGUUCUGUAUGAUGGAAUUAAAAAUGUAUUUUUUAUAUGUAAAGUGCUAGAAACAUCCACACCGAUUACUGUUGCUGUUGCCGCAGACUUUCCUAAAUUAAUCUGCGACAUUCAGGAGCUCCCUUAUAAUUGUGUUCUUUGCUUAUUUUUAUAUUUGACAAGUGUUUUUGUAGUAUAAGAUAAUGUAAAGCACAGGCAAGUCUUUUAGAAAAGUGUCUGAAAUCUCUUUAAAAUCUUACAUCAUUUGUGUAAGUGUGAUUAAAAGGAUUUGGCCUGUGGAUCUAGAGUUUGAGGACAUUAUGGAUGUAUUCUUUGAUAUUGCCGGAAGGACUCUUUGAUGUGAAGGAGAAGAUGGUUUUGAUAUGCAGUAUGAAAGUAUGCUCAAACUUUGGAAGAGAAUAUUCAACGCAGGGGAAACUUUGAGAACAUUUGCUGAAUACAGAAUAAAAGUGAAGUACAUGUAAGGGCAGGAGACACGCGUCUGCAUGCAUGCAGGUAAAAACAGAUCCAUCUAAUAGACACUGCAGAAGCAGAGCUAAGUGAGGUUGACAUGAGUGA